Messenger RNA from Menidia menidia (Atlantic silverside), 5681 nucleotides. The record is from the annotation of a GenBank genome assembly. NCBI's taxonomy places the organism in Eukaryota, Metazoa, Chordata, Actinopteri, Atheriniformes, Atherinopsidae.
AUUUUUGAGACGUUUUUUUUACUCAUUUGAGCCCGAAAUGUCGCGCAAAUAUCUCCAUAAACUGGUGUGCAGCAGCCCGCGAAGCCUCAACUCAUCAGGAAUGAUGUCAUGUUUUCGAAGACGCAGCCUGUAACAUCCGGGUCCUGUCGCUGUGCUCUGUGCUCCUCGGCAGCUAGCGUUAGCUUGCAGGCUGUCAAGCUGUCAAGUGGAGAGGCUGGGGCAGACGUUUCAGCUUCCCCCUGGCUUGGCCGCACAAAGCUUUAGCCCCCAAAGCAAUACAAGAAAACUGGGUAUUAUUUAGCGCGCCAGCUGAGAUAAUGUAAUACAUCACGGACGCACGCAAAGAGGGACGUUCGCAUUUACACUUUACGUGCACUGAGUGUUCAGUGACGACUGCUCAUUGCUAGCUAACAGGCUAGCUAGCUUAGCUAAACCAUCGCCGCAAACCCCCAUAUAUCGUCGUUUUACACUCGCUGGUGAGAACUGCGGACAGUCGGUCCCUGUCCCUGUCUUUGCUUGCCUUGCUGUCAACUGGUAUUUUGGUUGUUUGGCUCUUAAAGGGACACAAUGGGUGCAUUUUUGGACAAACCAAAGAUGGAAAAAUACAAUUCCCAUGGUGAUGGUAACAGCCUGAGGUAUGGGCUCAGCAGCAUGCAGGGUUGGCGGGUUGAGAUGGAAGAUGCACACACAGCAGUAAUUGGUCUGCCUCAUGGUCUCGACCCCUGGUCCUUCUUUGCGGUUUAUGACGGGCACGCCGGCUCUCAGGUGGCCAAGUACUGCUGUGAGCACCUGCUGGAGCACAUCACGAGCAACUGUGACUUCCAGAGUGCCCUGCAGGACGACACCUCAGUGGAGAGUGUGAAGAAUGGGAUCCGCACAGGUUUCUUGCAGAUCGAUGAACACAUGCGAACCAUCUCUGAGAAGAAGCAUGGUGUGGACCGCAGCGGCUCAACAGCAGUGGGUGUGAUGAUUUCGCCAAGCCAUAUCUACUUUAUCAACUGCGGCGACUCACGGGGGCUCCUCAGCAGAGGUGGAGCUGUGCACUUCUUCACACAGGAUCACAAACCAAACAACCCACUGGAGAAGGAGAGGAUCCAGAAUGCCGGUGGCUCAGUCAUGAUCCAGCGAGUUAAUGGCUCUCUGGCUGUGUCGAGAGCUCUAGGAGACUUCGACUACAAGUGUGUGCAUGGAAAAGGCCCGACAGAGCAGCUUGUUUCUCCAGAGCCUGAGGUGUAUGCGAUAGAGAGAAGCGAGGCUGAAGAUGAAUUCAUAAUACUAGCGUGUGAUGGAAUCUGGGAUGUCAUGGCCAAUGAGGAACUGUGUGACUUUGUGCGGUCAAGGCUAGAGGUUACAGAUGAUCUUGAAAAAGUCAGCAAUGAAAUUGUUGACACCUGCUUGUACAAGGGAAGCCGGGAUAAUAUGAGUGUUGUCUUAAUCUGCUUUCCUGGGGCCCCAAAGGUAUCUCCAGAAGCAGUUAACCGGGAGGCUGAGCUGGACAAAUAUCUGGAGGCCAGAGUAGAAGAGAUCAUCAAAAAACAGGGGGAUGAAGGCGUGCCGGAUUUGGUUCACGUUAUGCGGACGUUAGCAUCUGAGAGCAUCCCUAACCUUCCCCCGGGUGGAGAGCUGGCAAGCAAACGAAGUGUUAUUGAGGCGGUGUACAACAAGCUUAACCCAUACCGAAGCGAUGACACAGACUCUGCGUCCACAGACGACAUGUGGUAACACAACCUCCUACCACUAACACAGCAUAGAGUUUACAAACCACCAUCCUCUCAAGACCCACAGCAGCUCAGCUCAGCAGUCUGUUUCUCCGUCACUCUGAGCUUUUGGUUUCUAAGAAGGGAAUUUCAUGGGUGGAGGAGAAGGAGGAAGAGAAGGAGGAGGAAGUGUUGCAUGCACACAAACCUGGAAUAGUGCAACACCAGUCUACUCUGGAGUUCAGGAUCCCCAUCGUCUUAGUCCCCUUUAUGUUCACCCUCCUUAAUAUUCUCCUCUAGAGUAAUCCACAACAAGUGAGUCCACCAGUUUUUCUUUUUGUUGAAUAAUCAGCUUAAGUAGUAAGAUUUUUUUUUUUUGCUGUAAUUAAUUUGAUUCACAUUUCCUUGUGUGUGUUUGUAUAUUUCUGUUUUUGUGAAGUGCAAUUGUCCUGUACAAACAGCCUGUAUUUAAUGCAGCUUGAUUUUAAGUUAAAAGAAAUGAAAGAAAUGGAAAAAGAGAACCUUUUAUGCACUAUCUGCCUUUUCCUGCUCCUCUGGAAUUCUAACAAAUGUCUAUUCCAUGAAUAUUACUGCUUGUCCUCCAGGCACAAUGUUUCUGCAAUUCUGCUUUUUCUUUUUGUCUCCUUUUUUCCCAGUUAGUGUAUUCUCCUUUAAGAAACGGGUAAAUUGUAUAGUUGACAGCACAGUAAGCUCUCUAUAUCAAACCAUUUGAACCCUAAUGAUCUUUUCCCUGUGUGUUUUUUAAAUUGUUUUACUUUUGUAAGUGAUUUUCUGUACAUGCUCAAAUAAUAAUGGCAAUUUGACAGUAUGAAGUGGAAAAAAAAAUAUUUUCCCCCCCCAAUUUUUUUUAAAUCUGUUUUUUGUUGAUGAGUCCCAUGUCCUGUUUGUCUGUGCAGAUACUUGCAAGCGUGCGUGGGUGCUUGUGUGUAUGUGAGUGCGCACGUGUUUCAAUGGAAAGGCAGAUUUGAUUGUGCAGCUGCGAGGUCAAUUUUGCAUUAGUGGUUCAGACAACAAACAAGGCUGGAGUUUAAGGGAAUUGCCCUCCCCGUACCUAUCCCCUUUUCUUUCUUUCAUUCUUUCUUUCUUUUUCCACCUAAUGUUCCACAUUGACCAAGACAGCUUUCGCUGCUUAUACCUGCAUUGAAUAACUGCGUUUCUAUGUAUGUAUGUGUAUAUGUGUAUACAUAUAUAUAUGUAUAUAUACAUAUAUAUAUAUUUAUAUAUAUAUAUAUGUAUAUAUAUACGCACACAUACAUGCCGUUAUUCUGUAACAACUUCAAAGUAACCUGUCAUGACACAUUUGAUGAUGGCGUGUAAAAGCUUCCAGCUAGUCAGGUGUUGACUAGUUCAUACCUUUAUUGUGUCAUAUUUAAAUAUUCAUUUCUAAAUGUACAACAAGACCACUGUAGGUGCCAUAUGAUUUUUAAAAAAAUCACAUUUUCAGCUUUAUUGCAGCCUAUGCCAUCCCCCAUAAUAUUCAGCUUCGUGUUUGUGGUACAGAUUUUAGGUUCUGCAUCUGUUGAUUUGACAAUAACAUUGAAAGCACUGAAUAUUUUUAGACAAUAACUCAGAUUAGCUGUCUGAAUUGAGAAGAAACCUUUGGCUCUAGUAAUUAAAAAGCUUUUUCCCCCCCCCCCAUUGUGUUUAUCUUUACAUUCAAACCAAGAUCAAAUAUGCUAGCUUCAGUGAGUGUUUCAGGUUGUAAAGUAACUUCCUUUUACCCAUCAGGUCUGCUUUGCCCAAAACUCUCCCCCCCACCGCUUCACAAGCCACAGCACAAUGUUUGCUGCUAUAGUGUAUGAUCUGUGGGUUAACUUUUAUUUAACAUCUCCUCAGAAAUGCUAGUCACUGACUAAAUUUGUAUUUAACACACGCAGUAGAUCUAUUUCUUUAAGAGAAAAUAUUUUUAUUUCAGAUAAUUUUCUGCCUUUUUUUUUCUUGUCUUUCAUUGCUAUCAGAUUUAAUGUAUGUAUAUAUUCUGACCUAAUUGUCUGAGGAAUAAACCAUUUCCCUUGAGUUAGCUUUUUGCCAUGGAGAAAAUGUGAUUCUACAUUGUCUUGAGAUGAUUAGAUACAUUUUUGUGUUCUGGCAAACAUUUUCCCCCUCCAGUCAGUUUUUAACUGUUUUAUUUAUGCAAUACGGUGUAAUCUUGUACUAAAUUAAUACUUCUUAAUUUAUCAAAAAGACAAUCCUAACUAUUUCACCACAUUUAGAUGUGUGGUGAGUAGCUUGUAAGACCCAGAAAAUAAAAAAAAUAACAUUAAAAAAAUAAUAGUAAUCUAGACAAACCUGACAAAACCCUUAAGUAGUUGCUUCCUAAUAUGCUUUUGUGGCAAAAAAUGCCAAAGAACCCUCAUCUCAGAUUUGAGAAUCUCACAGCCUUGCAAGAAAUAAGCUGACACUGCUUUUCAGGACCUUGUUAGUUGUCUUUUAAAGGUACUUUGUGGUGUUUUUUUGCUCUACAAGCACAUGCACAAGAAUAAUUCUGCAGGUCCAGUGUGGGGAUGGGGGGGGACUUGGUGUUGACGUGAGGUUAGUUGGACUGCCUGUAGGCGGCGCCAGUGUUCAUAUCAACAGGUGGUGAUGGUGUAAAGCAGCAGGAGAGGUAAACCACCAACAUUGAGUUAUCAUCUCUAAAGGGCUUAAAAUGAAAUUAAAAGGACGUGUAAGGGUGUUGCAUGGAUGAGCUUCAUUGGCCUGAAAGAAAAAAAAAAAAAGCAACUUGUGAAGAAGUGUUGAAUGUGAGACCCCACAGAGUACCUUUAAUUGCUCAUCAUACAAAACAUCAAUAUUAUCAGAAGAUUUGCUAAAAUGGAGCUGACUCCAGGCUGUGCACAUAAAAAAAAAAGUUUGUAGACGUACUGUAUUUGCAUUAUGUUAAACACUUUGAACUCAGUUGAUUCACUGUGUUUUGGGGAGAAAAAAAAACAACUUCAUUGUAAAUAAAAUGUCCCCCACUCCCCUCCACCCCACACACACACUUACACACUUAUUCGUUUUCUUUAGUCGGACAGUUAUUUUUUUUGCUCUGCAUAGCUUGUAAUCAAACACACAAAAUGUCUCUAAUGUCUCUCUCUAAACUCUGAUCAGCAUCCAGCUGCCUUUGCAAGCCUGGUAGGUAUUAAUGGCUCUGAAAGCAACAACUGAUUUUAGCUUUGGUUUUGUUUGUUUUUGUGGAAAUGUUGAUGAGGAACAAACAUGUUUGUUUGUAUGUUGUGCUAGUUAAAAACUUCAUAACCCCGAAUACUUAUUUUGAAUUGAUUAUGUAACCCUUUCAAUGAGGCUGUUUAAUUUCUAUUUUUUAAACCAGACUAAUCCCGUAGUAGAAAUUAGCUUUGUAAUAGUCGGAGUAAGUCCAACGGAAAUGCUGGUAAAUACCAUCGGUGGGUUUACUGUGAUUUGUACACACGUGGCUGUUUGAUGGAAAUAAUUUAAAAUCCUGUUAAUAAUAAUGUAAAAAUCACCCCCUCCCCCUGACCCCCAGUGAACAAAGAAUGAUCCUUAUCAUACGUUUAGUUUUUCAGAAACUGAAAUACCUCAUGAUCUCUGUAGGACUGGUUUGUCCUUUCUUCAGCAGUUCACUUUAAAGGAGCUGCUCUUGUAAAUCCUCCCUACGACGUAUAUUUCAACUCUGAUUCGUUAGAAGGGGAGAAUGCUAUGCUUGUGUUCUGCGUCUAGCCUCACUGUGCCGACGCUAACAAAACAAGUUGGAAAGAAGCUACAUGAAAUGACCUCUUAUUUUAGUGGAUGGGAACACUAUUGGCUUUGUCUUGCGGGCGUCGUCUUCACCCCAAAAAUGAGCGUCUAGCAUUCACCCAAGUAUUUACACCUCGCUUGUCCAUUUGUGACACUCACUUAGCUCAAAUCUGUAAUUGUAUUGAGAAUUCAGGGUUUUUAGAAAUGUAGGGGUUGUGUGAGGAAAAUACACUGAUCAGCCACAGCAGACACGCCACCUACCUGAUA